Molecule: messenger RNA, 1996 nt
Organism: Prunus mume (Japanese apricot)
Lineage: Eukaryota; Viridiplantae; Streptophyta; Magnoliopsida; Rosales; Rosaceae
Source: RefSeq, a predicted model, not a curated record
AUGAACAAAAUCUCCAUCUGGGUGAGCUUCAUUUCAAUCUCUCUCUUCCUCCACAGUUCAACUUCUGUGGAGGAUGAGGUUAAGAAUUCACUUAUCAUCUUCCUUGCUAAGGUUUCUAACAAUGGUGUUCAACCUGGCCUCACUUGGGGUUGGAACACUUCCUCUGAUCCUUGCAAGGACCAGUGGCAGAAUGUAAUUUGUGAUUCUCAAAACGUUUCUGUCACAAAGCUGUUUCUAAAUGGCAAAAACCUCACCGGCACGCUUGAUGCUGCUUCACUCUGCAACGUGAGAUCUCUUGCCGCCAAUCUUACCAUCCUUGCCCUUGAUGACAACGACAUUGGUGGACAAAUUUCAGCUGAGAUUGCAAACUGUGAUCAGCUCACUCGCUUGACUGUAAGCAGCAACCAGCUUUCAGGAAACCUUCCUGAGUCGCUUGCUGCGUUGAAUAACCUGAAAAGGCUUGACAUCUCCAACAACAAGUUCUCUGAUAAUCAGCUUACCGGGCAGAUACCAAAUUUCGACUUCUCCAACUUUGACACAUUCAAUGUCUCCAACAAUAACUUCCAAGGUCAAAUUCCGAACGUGAAUGGCUUUCUUACUGCAAGCAGCUUCCUUGGUAAUCCUGGAUUAUGUGGAGAUCCAUUGCCAAACAAGUGUUCAUCUUCCUCCACGACAGCGAAUGAGAACUCGAACACAAAAAAGGGUGUCUCAAAAAAUCAAAUGUUUAUAUACAUGGGGUAUGGUGUGUUGGCCUUAGUUUGUCUUGUGUUAGUAGUUCUCAGGAUAUGUAGGAAAAAGAAAAGCAAAGAUCAGGUUGAUGCAGUGAACAAAGUAGCAGCAGUUGAUGAAAGCGCCAGCAAACUCAGUGCUGCGUCAAGUGAGUACAAAGGAGGUUUGAGUAAGUCACAAUAUUCGGUCACGUUUUCAGCUGAUGAGAGUGCAGAUAUGGUUUCCUCCUCGCUCAUAGUCCUUACAAGCCCUGUGGUCAAUGGGUUGAAAUUUGAGGACUUGCUCAAAGCCCCUGCUGAGUUGCUUGGAAGAGGCAAGUAUGGUAGCCUCUACAAGGUCAUCUUUGAGAAUGGGAUGGUCCUGGUUGUGAAAAGGAUUAAAGAUUGGGCACUUUCAAGCAACGAUUUUAAGCAGAGGAUGGAGAGGUUGUACCAAGCAAAGCAUCCUAAUGUGUUGCCGGCCCUUGCCUUUUACUGUUCCAAACAAGAGAAGCUUCUGGUCUAUGAAUAUCAGCAGAACGGGAGCCUAUUCAGGCUCAUCCACGGAAGCCAUAGGGGCCAAGCAUUUGACUGGACCAGCAGGCUUUCAGCUGCUGCUAGCAUUGCAGAAGCAUUAGCUUUCAUGCAUCAGGAACUUCGAGCGGAAGGGAUUGCUCAUGGAAACUUAAAAUCUUCCAACAUCUUGCUGAACAAGAACAUGGAGCCCUGCAUAAGCGAAUAUGGCCUCAUGGAAAUCAACGAUCAAGACAACUUCAUGCCGGGCAAGGCUUCCGGGGCCAAGGCCUCCAGCACCUUUAAGGGAGACGUUUAUGGGUUUGGAGUGAUCCUUCUUGAGCUCCUUACAGGCAAACUUGUGCAGCAUAAUGGGGUUGAUUUGACAGUUUGGGUUCACUCCGUGGUUCGAGAGGAAUGGACUGCAGAAGUGUUUGACAAGUCCUUAAUGUCAGAAUAUGCAAGCGAGGAGAUGAUGGUGAACUUGCUUCAGGUAGCUAUAAAGUGUGUGAACCGUUCUGCAGAGGCUAGGCCGAGCAUGAACCAAGUUGCCCUAAUGAUCAGCGCCAUAAGAGAGGAAGAAGAGAGAUCCACAGUCUAUGAUCCGCAGUCUAGGAGCCUACUUUGAUUUGGAAAAUAUAUUUUUUUCCAAAUCAAAGUUGGAUUUCUGUAUUUCCAUGUAGCAGUAAAUCCAUAAUAGCAUAUCAUUUUAGAAAGAAAAAAAAAAUUGUAUUUUCAACUAAUAAGAUCAUGACAGAGCAGUAACGAUUCAACCA